AUGAGAAGGUUUAGCACCAGCACCCACAGCGGGAGGACCACAUCGCCGGAGCAGCAUCAGGAGUGGAAGUCGGUGUACAGAGCCUUCCUUCUCCACGUGCAUCCUGAUUUCUUCCACGAGUCUCCCAAGAAACGCGCGGUGAACGAGAAGAGUCUCAAGUCGUUUUCCCAACAUCUUGACCGACUUGAACUUGGCGGCGAGAACACCCGCAGCGGCGGUGUGCACAGCAGGAGCAAUGCGGCUAACGGGAGCGCUUCACCGCUGGUUUUCUUCCUAAAGCAAGCCGGAGAGGAAGGUGCCGGCUCUAAGAGCGACGGCAGCCCCUCGUGUGGGAAGGUCAUGCUGCCGCUAGGAUCUCACCGCCAGAUGGCGACACAUUUGUACGACUCCGGCAUGUCAGGCGUCAAUCCCCCACAAGCCUCCGCCGAACAAGCUUCGACUCGUCGUCACCACAGCAGUCGCCUUGCCGAUAGCAGCAACAACGACAACCCCUCGGAGUGGCACGGCUGGGAGGAUGAGCUGUUCGGCGGGACGGCAGCCAACAGGGCGUGGGACGAGGCGGCGGCUGGUCGAAACGGGAGUAGACACACACACGGUCGGUCAGCCUUCAGCAGCGGCGACGACAAGACCCGCGAAGGGAGACAGAGGACGACGGAGUGGGGCGCGGCCUUCGAGCGUCGGAGCGGCCAUGCCUCGCGGCUGGGACAGAUCCUGUCCACGGAUGAAGGGAGGGCUCUGGUCAGGGAGCGCCGGUCUAGCUCGAGGAAGGUUCGACGGCUGGUGGGAAAGCUGCGGGAGCAAUACGGCUUUGGCGAGUUCACCUUCAGGUGCGGCUGGAGCAAGUCGAAUCUUUGUGUGGCUCUGGGCUCCCUGCUGGAGACAUGCCGCGCCCGUCGAGGAGAGUUCCUCGUCAACGAUUUCGGUGGCCUCGAAGUGGUGUUCCGGAAAGACCCGUCCGUCCUGCACAAGGGGGAGAUCCGGCUGUGCCCCGCCGACGUGCCGAAUCAGUGGGUAUCGGCGCUACGACGCGUCACCCCCGCCGGGCUGUCCGCGGCGGAAGAACACUCCCGCGAGAUGAUUUCCCUGCAGGAGAAGGCGUCCAGCGCUCUGCGGGGGGCCCGUCUGUCGAGAGGGUUUUCCUGCUCGAAAAGCAGAUAUCGCGACUUCUUGAGCAAGGUUUGCGCAGCGGCGGACGCUGAGCCCGACGAAGGUGGCGGUGGCGGUGGCGAUGCAGCCACAGAUUUGGUGGAAGGCGAUUGGUCGGAUUUGCGGUGCAGGGUAGAGGAGGGCUUCCGUCGCGUCUCCACGGUGCUAGAGGACGGCACCAUUCAGGUCGGCUCCGACAUGACCCUGAAGACCCUUCGGCGGUGCCUCGGGAGAGACUCGGACAGCUCUUCCGCCGCCACCGCCGACUACCUCAAGCUGGCGGUCGCGGAGGCCGCGACGGUCGAGCGCUGCAGACAGUCCCUCGGCCUCGAAUCCAUCAAGCGGUCCCGCCACGCCGUCGGCAACUCGGAGAUGGUCAUCGCCUGCGAAGCCCUCGUCAGGUUCAGCGAGCGGGCGAAGAGCGGCGGGGACUUGCGAGCGGAGAAGGAGGCGGUCGCCGCUCGGCGACGGUUGAGGGGCCACUGCGUUAGGGUGGUGGGGUCGAGGGUGGGCGUUUGCGACGGGGUGACGGAAGAUGGGGAAAUCGUGCUCCCCUGGAACUGGUGGGAGGAGGAGGAUGGAGAGGAGCGACGGUCUUCGGCUCCGGUCUGGUGAUGAUAAUUGUGUUUCGGUGUGUUUUCGGUCGGUUCCGAGAAAAUUAGACUAGAGAUGUUGGAACCGGGUAAAUUUAUUCCUGAGAGAAUUAGACCACAGGCUUUAUGCAUAGAAACGGCCAAGGUCAUUCCCUUUUUUCGCCUGGGAUUUCAUGUGUUUACUCUUUUGCGGGUUACGGUAGGCAAUUAGUGCCGUGUUGUUCGGGUGUUGCUGUGACGUGUUUAGUUGCGGGGCUCUUGGACGUCCUCUUAAAUUGUAGAGACCACUACCGCUAAGAUGCUAAUGAUUUCGAGGACUGACUUCAGUUUUCCCCCUGUUUUCGCCUGGUAUUUUGUGUGUUCUUUUGCGGCUUGCGGUGGGAAACUAAUUCGGUGUUCGAGUGGUGCUGUGACGUGUUUGGUUGUGGGGCUCUCGGACGUCCUCUUAAGCGGCAGAGGCGACUUCGCCUGUGUGCAUACGGUUGCGAGCACUCACAAGAGUGAAGUAGCUCCCAACUUGGUUUCAGCGAAUGCCGUGUGGCGGUAGCUCGGUGUUCCAAGGCGGUCGGUGGUCGCCAGGGUGUGGAGCUCCUUCAGUACGGCGCACUCUCCUUUAUUAGCUAAUAUUCAACUCAUGAACUUUCUCAUGUCGCAGGCAAGAGCACGAGAUACGUCUACUCACUCCUAUUUACAAGCCAACAGCUAGAUACAGCACGUCAGGGCACCGUUUCUAAUCCUUUCACAUCGCCUAUACGCACGCCAAACUGGAACCCUUUCCCCGAAUCAGUCAACUGGCAUCACACGAACGCCGUCGUAUCACACGAACGCCUGCGAUGUCCGCGACUGCUUACGAUCAUCCACCACACACGCGACGAAAAGAGGCUGCCAAAAGCAGCCACACCUUGAUUGACAUCAUCCACUAGUGGUAUCCUCCCCCGGAGACAUUUAAGACUUUCGCACGCCGACACCGCACAACCCGCCCCCCGGCAGAAGCUGUUCGGUUUCCAUCAGAGCAUUCUGCAAGCAACCGCGCUCGACUUGCCAAGCGUUCCUCCACACCUUCCACUGCGAAUAAAUGCUCUCAAUACCCCGCUAAAAAAACAAUUCUCAUAUAAAAUCUGUACAGAAUCAGCCUAGCGCGCUCGUCUCCUGAUGAUGUCGAGAGACACCCAGCAGCCGAACAAGCUUCUUGCAAGUAACUCGAAAACCUUAACCCGGCGAUACACGCAGCCCAACGUUGCAAAUACAACACAAACCCGCCUUGUGGGUCGUGAAACACGAAGCCAAUCACCCGACAUGCCGGCCCUGGGAUCCCACAAGCCACCUUUCUGCGGCCAUAGAGCGACCCUCGGAAAUGAUGCCCACCCGGUCUGUCCUUGCUGAAUAAUUCCAAAUGCUGCUACUGCUGCUGUCCUCCUACGUAGUGUGGGAACCACAUGGCGAGGACUUACAACAGUCCCGCCAUUCUUGACUGGUCGUUUCAGCCGUUUCACCCGAACAACGCGCGGCCCAACACCAGUUUGAGACCACCAACGCGUAGCGCUAAUUGGUGGGAAGGCAGUUGGGCUGAGGUUACGGUUUUCUGCGUCUCCUCCCUAAAC
Ectocarpus siliculosus is the source of this 3340-nucleotide messenger RNA. The record is from the annotation of a GenBank genome assembly. Lineage: Eukaryota; Phaeophyceae; Ectocarpales; Ectocarpaceae.